UGUUCAACCUUAAGAGGAAGGAAGGCCACAGAGCUCUGAAGGUCACGUUAUCUGCAGAGCAAACACUCUGCAACACAUUUUGGUGAAAAGAGUAAAAGAGUGCAUUUAAUACUUCCUGUAAGAAUUCACAUGCAGGUGCAUGAAAACCUCACCAUCUCUCGACCUCACUAACACCUUUUGGUUCAGUUUCAGGUUUGGGUUAAAGUCACGUGUGUCUGUUUCUUUAGCGUUUGUUAUCUGUGGACGUUUUCAGUUUGGGUGAAGGUGUGAUCCUCUGUCUUAUGCAGAUGCACGAGAAGGUCAGCACUGACCUGAGCGUGGUCCCCGAGAACGAGCCUCUGGAUUCGGACACGGAGGCCGAGAAGAACCUGAUGGAACGUAUCAAGUCCAUCAAACAGGAGAAAGAGGAUCUUGCCUGUCGCCUGCCAGAGAUGGAGCAGCCCGGUUCAGACCAGGAGAAUCUCGACUCCGAAGCCUCGCUGAGCUCCGAGAGCCUCUUGGACGAGCAGCAGCGCUCGGCUCACAGCUCGGAGCCUGAAGGUCUGGACCAGUGAUGGUGAAGGUGGGCGGUGACGUCUGCUCUGUAGCAAAGCAGGACGCGGUGCUCAUCAGCUGAGGAGAUCCAAACCGCUUUGUCUUCCCAAACUUUCAGAUCCG
Neolamprologus brichardi is the source of this 657-nucleotide messenger RNA. Lineage: Eukaryota; Metazoa; Chordata; Actinopteri; Cichliformes; Cichlidae. The record is from RefSeq and is a predicted model, not a curated record.